GGAAGCUGCAAGCUUCGCACAAUACCGACUAUUCGGGCUGGCCUGGUCGUCACGUUCAAGAAAAUCUCAGAACUCGGUAUCAGCAUGGUUGGGGUGCCAGGGCGAUCCAAGGCUUGCUCGACCUGCCGGGAGAGGAAAAUCAGCUGCGACGAGGCGAAACCACGAUGCAGUCGUUGCGUGAGAUCCGGGCGGGAAUGCGGCGGCUACAAGCGUCCUCGAGUAUUCGUCAAUCGGUUUUCCGAGACACAACUGCCGCCCGUGCAAGCAUAUACACUGAGCGGCACUAGGAGGGACCCGAGGCAUGGCCGAUGGACAGUAUACAUCCCGGAUCCUCACACAGUAUCAACGAUGUCCAAGUCGCCAGACCUCCACCCGGCAGAACAGCAACAGCUCAUCUCGCGCUUCAUACAGGGUUUCUGCCCGCCGAUGGACCCGACAUUGCGGCCCUCCGAGCGCAUACACCAUUACUGGGUUUACUGCCUGCCAAGCAUCCACGGCAGAAGUCAUGUCCUCGAUACCGCAAUCAUGACACUCUGUGCUAGUUUUCUCGGUCGCAUCAUGAACGAUGAGGUUCUGCAACAAAGGGCCAUCAGUGUGUGCGGUGAGGCGCUCAGGAGUCUCUCGACCAUCAUUGCCGCUCCCAACUUCUCUGCAAGUGACAAUGUGCUGGCGGCUGUCAUGUGUCUUGGGAUGGCCGAGGUGUACUCGGUACCAACGCAACCUGCAGUCGAUGUCGGGUGGGCUAGCCACAACAAAGGGGGUUGUGAGCUGCUCGUGUCCCGCGGCCCAAGCAUUUUACGGAGCGAGCUCGCCCGGGGGUUGCUGCUGCGCUUUCGCGUUACCGGGCUUUCUACCGCCAUCGGCAGGAGAAAGCCGUUUCCUUUCGCGGACGAGGAGCUUCGACAGAUAUCUAAGGCGGCCAAUCAGAACUACUACGACCACCUCAUGGACGCCCUCGUGGAUAUCCCCGGGCUUCUGCACGACCUUAACGACAUGCGCCAAGCAGGUGCCGAGUCAGAGAACGGCCUCCGAGAUAUCCUGGCGCGCGGUAAAGCGGUGGGCGCUGAACUACGAAGAUGGUUGGCAGACUUUGUCGCACAGCAGCCCUCCGCUUGGCACUGCGUAGAUGGACCCCUACACCCGGGGCCAUAUUUAUUUCACGGAACAUUUCGCUUCCAUAAUCUUCUGGCUGCCCAGGCCAUGACGCAUUUCUGGGCUGGACUGGUCAUCCUUGCCAGGUGCUACGCUAUGUGCCAAGACAUGAGUCGAGGUGUCACGGACCUCGACGAGGACGUGCAUGUGGCUUGCAUGCAAUUGUUCGAGUGCUCGCCCCUGCAGGUCUCCAGGACGCCAUGGGGCCCCCAAGCUCUCGGUUCACACUUCGCAGACAUGAUAUGUUCUGCAGCAGACUAUUUUACCUCAAGGGACAGAGGCAUAUCGGGACCUAUAAUCCUCUUGUUCCCUUUGUGGAUAGCCAAGGAUGUGUAUGCCAAUAUGCAGAAUCAUUUGUCAAGACUUAAGGAGGUUUUCUGCGUUGGGGUGUUUCAGGAACUUGGACGCCGUGGCAUGAAAAUCUCGGAUGCUUUGGUUGGUCUAAGUACAAAACAACCUUGAGGGUUUGUUGGUCGUCUCUCUGACGUGGCGACACUGUGGAUUUUACAAGCAGAUCUCCAUUCUGAGCGUUCUCUGUUUGCAGGGUGACCACCUCCCGGCUGUCCUUGAGCGGCUAAG
Messenger RNA from Parathielavia appendiculata, 1731 nucleotides. RefSeq lists its product as uncharacterized. Gene Ontology annotation, molecular function: DNA-binding transcription factor activity, RNA polymerase II-specific; zinc ion binding. Gene Ontology annotation, biological process: regulation of DNA-templated transcription. Bases 85 to 1614 code for a protein of 509 amino acids. NCBI's taxonomy places the organism in Eukaryota, Fungi, Ascomycota, Sordariomycetes, Sordariales, Chaetomiaceae. The record is from RefSeq and is a predicted model, not a curated record. The transcript is spliced from 4 exons.